AUGGUCAAACACAAUGGAAUUAAGGAUACUCUUACGAAUGUUCGCGAAAGAUAUUGGAUAAUACGUGGUCGUGAAUCCGUUAAGAAAUUGAUUCGGAGUUGUAAGGUUUGUUGUAAGUUCGAAGGAGCUCCGUAUAAUGGAGUUUCAUAUGCUGACCUGCCCAGUGAAAGAGUGCCCGAAGACCCGCCUUUCACUCAUGUCGGACUAGAUUUCGCAGGCCCCUUGUACGUUAUAGACGAGUUGUCGAAGGACCAAGACACGUUAAAGGUGUAUGUCUUGUUAUUGACAUGCGCUUCGACUCGAGCCGUGCAUUUAGACAUCACUCGUGGAUUAAGUGUCGAAGCGUUUUUGUUGUCAUUUCGAAGGUUUACGAGCCGUAGAGGACUACCAGCUACACUGAAUGCAGACAACGCGAAGACAUUUAAAUCGGCAUGUAAAGAGAUACGAAGUAUAACCCGAGCAGAAGAAGUUUGGAACUAUCUAGUAAACCGAAGAAUUACGUGGAGUUUCAUAAUAGAGAAGGCCCCUUGGUGGGUGGUUAUUGGGAGCGUCUUGUUCGUAGCAUGA
Dendronephthya gigantea is the source of this 567-nucleotide messenger RNA. RefSeq lists its product as uncharacterized. Gene Ontology annotation, molecular function: nucleic acid binding. The transcript has a single exon. NCBI's taxonomy places the organism in Eukaryota, Metazoa, Cnidaria, Anthozoa, Malacalcyonacea, Nephtheidae. The record is from RefSeq and is a predicted model, not a curated record. The coding region runs from base 1 to 567 and encodes 188 amino acids.